This is a messenger RNA of Hyla sarda, 5221 nucleotides long. RefSeq names its product aldehyde oxidase-like. Gene Ontology annotation, molecular function: molybdopterin cofactor binding; 2 iron, 2 sulfur cluster binding; FAD binding. The transcript is spliced from 36 exons. The record is from RefSeq and is a predicted model, not a curated record. Lineage: Eukaryota; Metazoa; Chordata; Amphibia; Anura; Hylidae. The coding region runs from base 291 to 4244 and encodes 1317 amino acids.
GGGAAACACUGCUCAAGAACCGGAAGUGGGGUGUGCAGCAGGGUUACCAUGGGGUCUUUUUUUUAGGUAUGAGGGCUCAAAAUGAUUUGUGGGGCGAAAUUGAAAAAAAGCUAACAUUUUGGAGGCUUCUGUUUCUACGUAGUGCACUUCUUGGGGGUGUUGGUGAGUUAUAAGCAGAGAGCAGCCAACAUUUGCUAGUGAAGCCAGAAUAGGAGUUUAAGUACAUCUGGCGAAGAGAAUUAUUGUCCGGAGAAGAAAAGAUUAUUGAGAAAAAUGCCGAUCCAGAAGUCAUGCUUCUGCCCUAUCUCCGUAGAAAACUUCUCCUUACUGGAACAAAAUAUGGUUGCGGAGGAGGCGGGUGUGGUGCCUGCACUGUGAUGGUAUCAACAAUUAAUCCAAUUACCAAAAGGAUUGUCCAUUAUUCAGCAAAUGCUUGCCUGCUUCCAGUAUGCUCUCUGCAUGGAGCUGCUAUCACCACCGUGGAAGGAAUAGGGAGUACAACCAGUAGGCUGCAUCCAGUACAGGAAAGAAUAGCAAAAGCUCAUGGCUCUCAGUGUGGUUUCUGUACGCCUGGGAUGGUGAUGUCCAUGUAUAGUUUACUGAGGAACCACCCUCAACCCACCAUGCAGCAGAUCAAUGAAGCAUUGGGAGGUAAUCUUUGCCGUUGUACUGGCUAUCGACCAAUAGUUGAUGGAUGCAGAACAUUCUGCAAUAAAGAGGAUUGCUGCCAACUGAAAGAGAAUGGAACUUGUAAUGUUAAUGGCGACAUAAGUAAGAGUAAUGGAGUAAAUGGAGUCAAUGGACUGAAUGAAGAUCAUGAUUCUGUUCCAGAAGAAGUUUGCUCAGGAUUGUUCAAAGAAGACAACUUCUUGCCUCUUGACCCGACACAAGAGCUGAUCUUUCCACCUGAACUAAUAUUAAUGGACAAUGAAGACAAGAAGGAGCUGAUAUUCCGCGGAGAGCGCAUCAACUGGUUUUCACCAGCCAGUCUCCAGGAGUUACUACACUUAAAAGUACAAUACCCAAAAGCUCCACUUGUCGUGGGGAACACUGCAGUAGGGCCAGAAAUGAAAUUCAGAGGAGUGUUUCAUCCAGUAAUUAUCUACCCUGCAAGAAUUGUGGAGCUCCACCUUGUGACUGAGACUGAGACGGGAAUAACAUUGGGGGCAGCCUGCAGUCUUACAGUUCUAAAAGACACACUAAGCCGCGCUGUUUUAUAUCUGCCAGAGGAUAAGACCAAGCUUUUCCGUGCCCUCUUACAACAACUUGAGACUCUCGGAGGAGCCCAAAUUAGGAACACAGCUUCUUUGGGAGGAAACAUCAUUAGCCGAUCUACAACCUCGGAUCUAAACCCCGUUUUGGCUGCAGGAGGAUGCGUACUAAACCUAGCAUCCAAAGAUGGUACCAGACAGGUUCCUUUAGAUGAAUCUUUUUUUGCAACAUCUGGAACCUCUUUCCCUAGACCAGAAGAAAUCUUGGUAUCUGUACAUAUACCAUAUUCUAGGAAAGGGGAUCAUGUGCUGGCUAUUAGACAAGCCCAGCGUCGAGAAAAUGCCUUGCCGAUUGUUGUUGCUGGAAUGAAGGUUCAGUUUGAAGACAACACAGACAUCAUUAAAACCAUUCGCAUAUUCUUUGGUGGAUUGGGAGCAACAACUGUGUCUGCAAAGAAAACUAGUCAAAAACUAGUUGGAAAGCACUGGAAUGAAGAUAUGUUGAGUGCAGCCUGCAAGCUGAUCUUGGAUGAGAUUCAUCUAAAUCCUUCCGCUCCUGGUGGGAUGGUGGAGUAUAAGAGAACAUUGACUAUCAGCUUCCUCUUCAAAUUGUACUUGGAGGUGCUGCAGGCACUGAACCAACUAGAUCCUAAUAAUACAGGCAUUAGUGCUUUGAAGAAAUUUGAUUCAACACCUUCUAAACACAUUCAGACUUACCAGAAUGUACCCGAAGACCAGCCUGAUCAGGACCCUGUUGGACGACCUAUUGUACAUAGGUCUGGAAUCAAACAUGCCACUGGGGAAGCCAUUUACACAGAUGACAUGCCCCCUUUGGAUGGGGAACUUUACGUGAGGCUUGUCACCAGCUCCAGGGCUCAUGCAAAUAUUGUAUCUAUGAACUUUACAGAGGCUCUAGCCCAACCAGGUGUAGUUGAUAUAAUAACAGCAGAGGAUUUUCCUGGCACAAACGAGUGUACAGUUGAUGAUGGAACAGUCCCAAUACUGGCACAUGGAAAGGUACUGUGCGUGGGUCAGACUAUCUGCGCAGUAUUGGCAAACACAUCAGAUCAGGCAAAGAAAGCCGCUGCCAAAGUCAAUAUUGUUUAUGAGAAUUUGGAACCAGUUAUUCUGACAAUUGAGGAAGCCAUUAAUAAUAAUUCAUUCUACAAACCACAAAGAAAACUGGAAGUGGGAAGUGUGGAAGAAGCGUUUCAGGCUGCUGAUCAAGUGCAUGAAGGUGAAGUCUCUUUAGGUGGACAGGAACAUUUCUACAUGGAGACCCAGAGUAUCCGCGUUGUCCCUAAAGGAGAAGAUGGAGAAAUGGAUGUGUAUUUAAGUACCCAAGAUCCAACUCAUACACAGGGUCUUUUAAGUGCAGUAUUGAACAUACCAGCUAACAGGAUUGCAUGCCAUGUGAAGAGAGUUGGAGGGGCUUUCGGGGGAAAAGUUACAAAAACAGGAUAUCUUGCAGCAAUCACUGCAGUUGCUGCCCACAAGACUAAGCGUGCGGUCCGCUGUGUUCUGGAACGUGGUGAUGACAUGUUAAUUACAGGAGGACGACAUCCAUAUCUUGGGAAGUAUAAAGUGGGGUUCAUGAAUGAUGGCCGUGUGACUGCUUUAGAUGUUUCUUAUUAUAAUAAUGCUGGAUCGACUUCAGACGACUCCGUCCUUGUGGUAGAGGUAGGGAUGAUGAACAUGGACAAUGCCUACAAGAUACCCAAUUUGAGAUGCAAAGGAAGUGCCUGCAAGACUAACCUGCCUUCAAACACUGCCUUCCGAGGAUUCGGGUACCCACAAGCUGCUUUUGUAACAGAAACCUGGAUGAGUGAGAUAGUUAUUAAGACUGGAUUACCACCUGAGAAGGUCAGAGAGAUAAAUCUGCACAGGGGAAUCGGCCAGACCCACUUGAAACAGGAGAUCGAUGCCAGAACUUUGAUCAUGUGCUGGAAUGAGUGCAUUGAGAAGUCUUCUUACCACAACAGAAGACUGGCCAUUGAGGAGUUCAAUAAACAGAACUACUGGAAGAAAAAGGGCUUGGCCAUCAUCCCUAUGAAGUUUCCCAUUGGAUCCAUUGCAAAAUUUUUUGGACAGGCGGCUGCUCUUGUCCAUGUCUACUUGGAUGGAUCGGUUCUGGUCAGUCAUGGUGGUGUAGAACUGGGACAAGGUGUCCACACAAAGAUUACACAGAUUGCAAGUCGCGAACUUCAGAUCCCAAUAUCAAAUGUGCAUGUGGUUGAAACCAACACAGCUUCUGUUCCCAAUACAUUGGUGUCUGGAGGAUCCUUAGGGACUGAUGUGAAUGGCAUGGCAGUGCAGAGUGCAUGCCAAAAACUCAUGCAACGUCUGGAACCCAUUAAAGAGGCAAACCCUAAAGGUUCAUGGAAGGACUGGGUGAAUGAAGCAUUUUUGCAGUCGAUAAGCCUCUCUGCUACAGGCUACUUCAGGGGAUUUGGUAGAGAAAUGGACUGGGAAAAAGGAGAAGGUAACCCAGCUCACUACUUUGUAUUUGGAGCUGCUUGUUCUGAGGUUGAAAUAGACUGCCUGACCGGAGAUCACAAGAAUCUCCGCACAGACAUUGUUAUGGAUAUUGGAACCAGUAUCAACCCAGCUGUGGACAUAGGACAGAUUGAAGGUGCUUUUGUUCAAGGCCUUGGACUUUUCACGAUUGAAGAGCUUAAAUUCUCUCCUCAAGGCAUACUGUACACCAGAGGCCCAGCUCAAUAUAAGAUUCCUUCUGUUUGUGACAUCCCAGAACAGUUCUACGUUUCCCUGCUCACCAAUGUCCCAAACCCUCAUGCCAUAUACUCUUCUAAGGGUGUUGGAGAACCAGCUUUGUUCUUGGGUUCAUCUAUAUAUUUUGCUAUAAAAGAUGCUAUAACAUAUGCACGAAAAGAGAGAGGGAUGUCAGAGCUCUUCACUUUGAACAGUCCUGCUACCCCAGAGAAGAUAAGAAUGGCCUGUGGAGACCAGUUCACCAAUAUGAUACCAAGAAAUGCACCUGGCACCUAUGUCCCUUGGGCUAUCAAUGUUUAAAGAGAUUUGCUGUAAUGCAAUACAUGUUGUUUUUCUCAUAUUUUUGUAAUUUUUAUGUUUCUGUGUUUAUAUUUCCUAAAAGUGUUUGCCCACCUCAUUGUUUCAGUUCCCUGCAUAAUUCUCUCACUUCUUGGUUUGGGUACAGGCUGGAACAUUAAAAUUAGCGAGAAUGGGAGAGUAAAACAGUGUACACUGUAAUCUUUGUACAUGUAUAUAAAAACUAAGAUAACAGUAACACUGAGCUGGCGCACUAUGGGAGCCCUUACCAGGAUUCUGCAGUUUUGAAUGCUUCGAGCAAUUUUCAUCAAUCAGAGGGCUCUAGGGCUGGUGUACGGUGCCUGAGCCUUCCAACACCAUAUCAAGGUGCAUUAAUCAGCAGACAUGUAGGGUAUAUUGAAAAAUCUUCUCACACCAGUCAGUAGGAGACCACUCUUGUCCCCUUGGCCUCCCUUGCACUUGUUCCCCCUUGUACAUAUGUUUCACCAAUUAUUGUAUUAUAAAAUUUGUAAAGAGGUGUUAUAAUUUUAAGAAGGUUGUCAUGUGAUUGUUACCCAGGAGGUAUCAGUGACCAGAUGACCCAAGGGUGGCCUAUGGGCUCCCUGCUAGUCUCUUCCAUAUAAGCCCUGGGAGGAGCUAGCUCAUUCUCUUUCUGCUAAGUGGUUGUCCAGUGCAGUCGAGUCUAGGUGUGUUGAAAAUAAAAGGAAAAAGGAGAGGCGCGCUCCUAGUGUGAUACUGUUUGAGGCAGAAACGGGUACAUGCGAGUUAGAUGCACCUUACCGUGGUUAGUUGUGCUGCGGGCACAACACCUUUGUAAGCCUUCAGAUAGCAAGAAGCCGUUGGUAUCCCUGGUCCGAGAUCCAAGCGUACGGUGGCGUUAGGUAGGUGGCUGCCUCUGCAUCCCUAACCGUGACUGGCAAGUCCGGUUCUAACGUAUAGGAAUAGGGAGAAAAAUUGGGAUGAGAUCCGGCGCCUCCUCC